Messenger RNA from Hyla sarda, 2772 nucleotides. It is a transcript of the gene AQP10, whose product is annotated as aquaporin 10. Gene Ontology annotation, molecular function: glycerol channel activity; water channel activity; urea transmembrane transporter activity. Gene Ontology annotation, cellular component: basolateral plasma membrane; plasma membrane. The coding region runs from base 646 to 1569 and encodes 307 amino acids. Lineage: Eukaryota; Metazoa; Chordata; Amphibia; Anura; Hylidae. Gene Ontology annotation, biological process: glycerol transmembrane transport; water transport. The record is from RefSeq and is a predicted model, not a curated record. The transcript is spliced from 9 exons.
CUCACGUAUUUAUUCACCAUUUUCCCGCCUGUUCCCUUCUCCGCUCAGUCCAGACCAAUACAGGAGUCACGUGACCCCACAAUAAACAGCGCGGGAAGAUCCUGUUCGAACGCUCCACACGGUUACCAUGACAACCACUCCCGCCCUUUCCCCUAUUGGUUAUUACCUCACACACUGCGGAGCGGCCGCUCAGUGAUGAACGGGACAUUUCUCCGCCACAUUCAUCUACAUAAACUACAACUCUCAUCCUCCCCCAUCCCGCACCUGCCGGAGACGCUGUGGAGCAGGAUGAGUAGUAGUCCGGGACAGAAUACACAGGCCGCCAUGACUUCCGCCUCCAGAGCUUCUGCAACAGUAAAUACAAGAACAUUGAUAAUGAACUGAAAUAUAGAGAUGACUGAACAGUCCUGAGCUACAGACAGAAGUGGAUGAUAUUACUAAUAUAUGCGAUUGAACCAGAAUCCCCGUCCGUGUUCCCUGUAUCAAUCACAGAGUGAUUUGGGUUCCUGAGCAGUUCCGAUUUGGGUUCCUGAGCGGUUCCGGAGACGAGCGCUGCACUUUGAUUGGCUGCUGUCUGGAUAGACAAGGAACCUUUAUAAGGAGACAUCUGCCCCUCCUGCCCCUUUCUCCUCUCAUCUAUUCCACAUGAACAUGACAUCCUGGCAUCUUCAGGAGCGGGCACAGAGAUUUCUGAGAGUCAGGAGCGCCCUCCUCCGGGAAUGUCUGGCCGAAUUUCUGGGGGUCUUUGUGCUGCUUUUUAUAACCACUGGGGCCGUGGCUCAGGCCGUCACCAGCUCCGAGACCAAAGGCAACUUCUUCUGUAUGUACCUGGCUGGCGCCAUUGCUGUGGUCAUCGCCAUAUACGCGUCUGGGGGAGUGUCAGGCGGCCACCUCAACCCAGCAUACUCCCUCAGCUUGUGCGUGCUUGGCAGAUUCCCCUGGUGGAAAUUACCCCUUUAUGUUCUGAUUCAGAUGCUGGGGUCAUUUACUGGGGCAGCCGCAACAUAUGCUCUAUACUACGACGCCAUUCAUCAUUACACCAAUGGUAACCUAACUGUGUAUGGACCCAGAGAAACGGCCUCCAUAUUCUCCACGUACCCGGCCCCAUAUCUAAGCAUAAGGAAUGGCUUUUUGGAUCAGGUGAUGGGCACCGCCAUGCUAUUGAUUGGGAUCCUGGCCAUCUGUGACUCUAAAAACAAACCUGUUCCUAAAGGACUAGAACCGGUUGUUGUCGGCAUGUUGGUGUUUUCCAUUGGUCUGUCAAUGGGAGCCAAUUGUGGAUACCCCAUCAACCCAAGCCGAGACCUGGGGCCACGAAUCUUCACUUAUGUGGCUGGAUGGGGGGUGGAUGUGUUUAGAGCUGGUAACAACUGGUGGUGGGUCCCCGUGGUGGCGCCAUGUUUUGGAGGAGUUCUUGGUUCUUUGAUCUACCAGCUUUUAGUAGAAAUCCAUCAUCCUUUUAAGGACACCAAAAACGAGGAAGAAGUGAAGGAUAUCCCACCCGAAAAGGGGAAAGAAAUUCCAAUAUUCACUAUAAAUAUGGACCGUUCACUCUCACACCGGUUAUAGAUUUUCGGUGACUUCGAGCAGUGAAAGGAUUCAUUGUAAAUCCCCUGGUGGUCUAGUGUUGAUCAGGCCAAUGGUAGGUUUAGGGUAUGUUCACAUUACGGAAUUCCGUGAACAGAAUUACGCGCUGAGAAAAUAAACAUCAGUGUGAAGGGGUUUCCAAGAGACCCGUUCACACUGCGGAAUUUCAGCGGCGGACAAUUCCGCUGCUGAAAUUGUUCCGCGCAAAAACAAGAAUUGUUUGCAAUCGGAUGUAAACAGGCCUGCAAGGGGCUCAUUCCUCCCAGCAUAAAUUAUAAAGAAAAUUCCAACCAAUGAAAACAAUAUAGUUUACACUAUUGGAAAAAAUGGGGGUGCCUAAAACGUAACUUUUACUCAAGUCGCUUAAAACCACACCAAAAUCAAAGUGCAUAUAACAAUGCCAUCACCUUAAACCUUAUGAAAAAAUUUACCACAUUUCAUACCACUAUUGAGUGGUUAUUUGUAUCCACAAUAAUAAUUGCACAUGUCCUACGCGUUUCUGCUCAGAUGUUGAGCAUCAUCAGGGGACUAGCACAAACUGCAUAUGAAUAUUAUAGUUAUAAUCUAAAAGUAUGAAAUAUUGUUAUAGUGGCACCCGAUACACAGUGCCUCCUAUAAAAAAAAGUUCUGCGCAAAGAAAGAACAUGUUCAUUCUUUGCGCGGAAGUCCACGAACACUGCAUAGCCAUCAAUGGUGACGGCGCAGUGCCGUGCAGUCCUACCGCCGAAGUAUUUUGGCAGUGGCCGCCAGAAUUGAAUCUCCGCUCCCGGAAUUCUGCAAGCGGAGAUUCCAUUCACAAUCUGUAGUGUGAACAUACCCUUAGGGUGCUCCUGGAAGUCCUGUACUUAGAACCCUGGGCAAUAUCCAAGCCCGCCACCCCAAACACUGAGCCUGCCGCCCCAAACCCUGAGCCCACUGCCACAUAUACUGAGCCCUGCUGCCCCAAACACUGAGCCCGCUGCCCCCUGAGCCCACCGCCCCCAAAUACUGAGCCCACUGCCCCCAAAUACUUAGCUCGCCGCCCCCCAAACACCGAGCCUGCUUCUUGUUUCUGUGAGAAACCAGAUUUCUCAAGGAACAAUUACCAAAUAAUCAUGUUGAGAACGAGAAAAACGCUUCAGACAGAUCAGACAUCAUCCAGUAUGUAUAUAUGACACAUAAGCUGCUUGUUUUAUUUGUUGUGAC